Messenger RNA from Oncorhynchus masou masou (cherry salmon), 1087 nucleotides. It is a transcript of the gene zdhhc22, whose product is annotated as zinc finger DHHC-type palmitoyltransferase 22. Bases 152 to 991 code for a protein of 279 amino acids. Gene Ontology annotation, biological process: protein palmitoylation. Gene Ontology annotation, cellular component: Golgi apparatus. The transcript is spliced from 3 exons. The record is from RefSeq and is a predicted model, not a curated record. Gene Ontology annotation, molecular function: palmitoyltransferase activity. NCBI's taxonomy places the organism in Eukaryota, Metazoa, Chordata, Actinopteri, Salmoniformes, Salmonidae.
AUGAACGAACAAGCUCAUUAACUAUCGUCUUGACAGCGCAAGAGCUCUUCGUUUUUGAAUGAGUUAUCCAUUGCCAGUGCCUGCGCACAUGAGGAUUCCGCUAAUGUGCUGAAAGGACAGCCCCUGGGAAUCAACACAGGCGACGACAGGAAUGAUAAUCAGGAUGUUUAAAUUAAGACUCCUCAACGCUGUUGCCCCAGCAUACUUUUUCUCAGCCACAGCGGUAACCUUCAUUUUUCACUUCUGCUUUUUCAUCCCAACGAUUUUUCAAAGCCCGGGCAUCUCACUGAGAGUAUCAACUGUGAUUCACACCGCCGUUUUCCUAUACCUGAUGCUGAACGCUUUAGGUAACUAUGUCAUGACUAUAAAGUACCCCGCUGAGAGCGCAAAUGAGACCGUGAUUCCUGCAUGUUCGGCAGAUUGCUCAGAUAAAAUAGACGCCCACUACCUCCUCAACGGUCGCCACUUCUGCAAACUCUGUAAGAAAGUCAUACUCAGGAGGGACCACCACUGUUUUUUUACUGGAAACUGCAUUGGCAACAAAAACAUGCGAUACUUCAUCAUGUUCUGCAUAUACACGUCAUGCACUUGUUUGUACUCCUUGGUUCUUGGUGUGGCCUUUCUAACUGUGGAAUACAACAUCUCCUUUGAGAACCCAUUGACUUUCCUCACCCUUCUGCCCCUCUCUACUGGUUACUUCUUCCUCGGAGUUAUUUCAGGUCUGCAGUUCUUCCUGGUGUUGAUGCUAUAUGUGUGGCUGGGCAUCGGCUUGGUGUGUGCAGGGUUCUGCUGUCAGCAGGUGCUGCUGGUAGCGCGAGGGCAGACCUACUGCCAGAUGAAGCGAGGCCAGCUGGUGGAGAGCUGCAGCUCCUGGAAGGACAACCUGAGUGAUGUGUUUGGCUCCCACUGGGCGGUGGGGCUUUUCCUGCCAGUACAGACAGUGGAGGCCUUUUCAGGAGAGGUCGCUGCCCACCACCAUAAACAUGACUGAGGUUCACCAGGGUAAAGAGAACCUGGACAUCAUUCACAUCAACUACCCCCAGUGGUUCACAUAAAGAAGAUCUCAAUUGCAUAUUCCUCGUGUCCU